ACUAGUGGAAGUGACGUCACUGAUCACUGACAUAAAAUUGCUCAGAAAUUAGAAAUGGCUGCGCCAGGUAGUGGACGGGGGACGAUGGAUUCCCAAAAUCAAGUGCAAAGUGAUAAUGUAGAUCGUUUAAAAUUGCUUUAUCCCAAUGUUAACGAAGAAGAAACGCCUUUGCCAAGAUCGUGGAGUACUAAGGACAAAUUUAGCUACAUUGGAUUGUCUCAAAAUAAUCUUCGAGUCCAUUACAAAGGUGGGACGCAGGGUCCGGGCCGCAGACCCCACCUGCCCUACCUCCACUUACGCCUCUGGAUGUAUCGUCACGGUAAAACACACAAGGACGCGGCGAGCGUCCGCGCCACUCACCCGAUACCGGCCGCCUGCGGUCUUUACUACUUCGAGGUGCGCAUCGUCUCCAAGGGUCGCGACGGAUACAUGGGCAUCGGACUGUCUGCCCACGGAGUCAACAUGAACAGACUGCCUGGUGAGCAGACUGGCUGGGACAAGCACUCGUACGGCUACCACGGCGACGACGGCCACUCCUUCUGCUCCUCCGGCACCGGGCAGCCGUACGGGCCCACCUUCACCACCGGUGACGUCAUCGGCUGCGGAGUCAACCUCGUGGACAACACAUGCUUCUAUACGAAAAACGGACACCAUCUGGGCAUCGCCUUCAGGGGAUUACCUCCGAACCUGUACCCAACCGUGGGUCUCCAGACGCCGGGCGAGGUGGUGGACGCGAACUUCGGCCAGCAGCCGUUCGUGUUCGACAUCGAGGAUAUGCUGCGCGAGCUCAGGGCCAGGACCCGCCUCGCCAUCGACGAGUUCCCGCUGCCCGACGACCAGGGCCAGUGGCAGCAGGUGUUGCACAGAAUGGUAUCCACAUAUCUGGUGCACCACGGCUACUGCAGUACAGCGCAGGCGUUCGCCCGCGCCACCUCACAGCCCAUACAAGAGGACGUGACCAGUAUCAAGAAUAGACAGAGAAUAUCGAAGCUGGUGCUGUCGGGGCGCAUCGGGGACGCGAUCGAGCUCACGCGGCGGCUGUUCCCCGCGCUGCUGGAGCGCGACGCCGAGCUGCUGUUCCUGCUCAAGUGUCGCCAGUUCGUGGAGAUGGUCAACGGCUCGGACGCCCAGGGUUGCGGCGAGUCAUCAACGACGUGCACGUGUGCCGAGGGCGACUGCACGGCGCCCGCCGCCAGCAACGGCGUGUGCGCGACCGUCAUCUCGCACACCAGCCGCGAGAGGUCGCCGCACGCCGCUUCUAACGGUGUAACUGAGUCUAGUUCUCUCCGUCGGUCGGAAAAUUGCGACGUGGAGAUGGCGACGGACACGCGCCCGCCGGCCAACGGCGCGCACGCAGGUUGCGAGGUGGUCGUGAAGGGAAUGCCCGGCGUCACCGCCAGUGUGGCUGCGCUUCUGGCCGACUAUACAGAAGCGGAAGGAGGCUGCGGCGCUCGCGCAUCCGUAGAGCGUAUGCUCGCGUUCGGACGGGAGUUGUACGCGAUGUCGCAGAAACUACAACAGGAUCUAUACCACAAGUCUAUGUUAGAGGACGCGUUCAGCCUGCUGGCGUACAGCAACCCGUGGGACAGCCCCGUGGGCUGGCAGCUGGAGCCCGUGAGGCGCGAGGCCGUCUGCGAAGCCCUCAACUCCGCCAUAUUGGAAUCCCUGAACCAGCAGUGGAUCUCGCCGGUGGAGGCGUGCGUGUCGCACUCGCGCGAGCUGGUGCGGCGCAUGUCGCGCGCGGGGCUCGGCGCCUGCGCCUUCGCCGACCUCGGCGCGCUGCUCACGCGCUGACCGCGCGCCCGCGCCGCGCGCCGCGCCCGCCGCCCGCGCCGCCCGCAGUGACCGUGCGGACUUCCGGGAAUAUACUGAUCUAUUACGGACGAUGAGGACGAAAAGUGCAACCGUUCGCAACAACUGAUCUGAUAUAAUGCGGUCAACUUUGUAGUGAGGUUAUGUUUGUCCAGUUGAAAGAACUACUCUGAUGUGAAGAUGCGAAUUUUAUAUGAUGAACCACCGGUCUUGAUGGAUUUCAUGUUUUAAUUAUUGAAUAAAAAUGUGAUGGUGAAAAGAUUAAAAAUAACUUUCUAUUUGGAUAUAUUGGUAAAGGAAAUCAGAUAAAAACUGAAAACAGUAUAAGGAAAUUGUCCGAAAAUCACAUAAACCGAAACAGCAUAAUUACUUCAGUAUGAAAAUUGUGAAAACAAAAGUUUAACCUGAAAAUUAAUAACAUUGGAAUUGAAAAUACCACGCACAUUUUACUAGAAUAUAAAUACAGUAAUACCUCGGACUUACGCGAUAGGUGGGACUGAGCGCUAUCCGCGUAAGUCGAAUUCGCGUAAGUCGGGGUACAAUUUUGCAUAUAAAGACAUACAAAGUAUAUUUAAUUGGGACUGGAGACUAAAUAAAACAAUAAUUUAGGAAAUAAUUAGUAUCUAAUUUUAGAUAAUAUGACAAACUAUAUUAAUAGAGUGUAUAAACACAAUCCGAAGUUAUUUUGAUGUAGAAGGUUUCAUAAAUUGUAACAAAGUCGUCUGACGAGUCAAUGAUUUUUUCUUCUCCCGUAAUAUCGCCUCGUAGCAUCCUAGUAGUUUUUUUAUUCUAUGUUUUGUAACAAAAAUGCGCUCUUCAUUGGAGUCUAUGUUUUCCAAAAUUGUUAACCCUUUUUCAAUCGAACUGAGGGCUUCUGUCAAGUUUCCAACUGUCAUUUGAUCUUCUAAUUGAACUGGAUCCAAAGAAUCAUGUUUAUCAAUUUCUUCCUCUUGUUCACGCAUUGUCAUGAGCUCAUCAAUUGUAAGCUCCUCAUUGUAUGAAUCCAACAGCUCUUGAACAUCAUCACUAUCCACUUCUAAAUUUAUUUUUCUACCAAGUGAAAAGAGUCGGUUCUACUUCGUUUGGAUGCCAUAGUACUUAGUAAAUAUCUCAGGUCGUCGCACAACGCACAAAAAAACACAAAAUCGUAACUUAUGUACCUACGCGCCGAUUCCGCACUACACGUCUGUGCCUGUUGUUAACUGAACGAAUAAUAAUGCAGGCGGGAGGAGUCAGAAACAAACGCCGACGCUUUACCUUGACUACGCGACGUUCAAACAGAAAACGAAUAGACGAGAAAAUUAAAUCGCGUAACUCCGAAUUCGCGUAAGUCGAGGUAGCGUAAGUCGGGGUAUUACUGUAAAAAAUAUGACCAUCUGGACUAUUGUUAAACGUGUCGAUUCGAUCAAAUAUUCUACAAGACCUUUUACAAAUAAAUCUGCAACUGAACAACGAACACAUCUUCAUUGGCUGGAUUCACUUCACUGCCAAAGACCGAUAUACAUAAAGACCGAAACGAUGACAAUGUGCAGAAAACUCCUAAUAAACAAGGGACUAUCAAAUAAAUAUAGCGAAUUUGAAGCUAUGAAGCUUAAUUCGUGUGUAUUAUAACCAAUGUAAUGCUUACGAGCUUUAUAAAAUAACGCACUUGUACGCAAUAUUUAAAGGAAGCAUUAUAUUAUUACCUGCGUGUUCUUUAACGGACGGAUCGAUUGACUUUUGUAUAUAGGGAUCUCGUGACGCGAUCCGAAAUUAACGCACAGACGUUGCCUUAUGUGAGCGAGCGUGGCGAGCGACAGAACUUCAAGUGUCAAAACGGUCUAAUAGUGUUUUUUUUUUAAUGUGAUGUCCACGAUUUUUUUCCAAUCAAUUAAUUUGUUUUGUAUAAGUUUAUAAGUAAGACGUUUUUUGCGGACGCCGCGAGAGAUCCGUGUGUAUAGUGAUGCGGCGAUUGGACGUUGCUAGUUUAGUGCAAAUUGCGAACUCACUGAUGCGUUGUGUAUAUUGUAUGUCGUAUGUUCUUAUAUAUUAACGGUAUAGAAAUAUAAAUAUUGUAACGGUGGGUCGGGGCACUGACGUCGAUGUUCAAAUAUAUAUAUAGUUACAUACUUAUUGUGGAUCCAAGUUUGAUUUAGACGCAAUCAAUGAAGAUAAUUUUAAAUAUUGACAGCGAAUGUGACAGCGCAUUUGAUGAUUUUAAUUAAUGUAUAAUACUGAUUCAGAUUUGAUCUUAUUACCAAAUUAUAUCCAAAACAUUAGUCUUUUUUAACAGGUGUUAAAAUAGGUCUCAGUUUUUUGUUGACACUGGAGCCACCGCAGAUAAUAUUGUCAAAUGUCGUUUCAUACUACAGCCCACCACGGCGGACAUUGUUGAAUCUUGAAUUCAGACUUAGAUUAUACUUUUUUCUAUACUUAGUAAAAUAGUUAAAAGUAAUAAAAAAUCUUUUAUUUUGUUCCAACAAUCGUACACGAGAAAUACACAGGUCAAUAAUAAAUUGUCACCAACACCGAUUAAAAGAAACUACUCUCGAAACGUCAAAUUUGACAUUUUAUUGUGUUAAUUUCAUUCAACAAUUAAUUUAUUUACUUUGAUGUUUUUUUUAAAGGUAUGUUGCUGAAAAUAGCGAUAACAUAGUAAACAAGUGUUUGUGAAUGAUAAUUUUUGACGUGACAACGUCUUAUAAUUGGAUUGAGCAGGAAAAAACAUGACUCAUGCGGCGUUACCUCGCUCUGAGGCGUUCCAUGUAAGGCUUGAAGUGCAAGCGAGAGCGCGGAACGAGCGACAAAGAGGCACAAUCGGUCUUCGCGUUUGGCAGUGUAUACCUCCUUCGCUAUAUAGCUAUAUACAUACAAAUCUAUUAAACAAAUGGAAGUAAAAUUUUCUUUUGAAAAAUGCUACUAUUCCAUCAGUGUUUUCUUAAGACGUUGUCACGUUCAGAUAUCGUCAGUAAACCGACAUUUUACCCACACUCGAUAUCCCAAGACGUAGUGCCAUGCAUCACUCAUCGACGUAAGUGUCGCCGAAAUUAAUAUAGAGUUUUAUGAUACGCGAAUCGGAUCGAGUUAGACAGAAUAAGAUUAUGAAGUGUUACCACUGCUUUUAGACUUUACCUGCGUCCCUUAGUGUGCAUGCUUGUGUGUUUGUUACGUAGAUUCGAUAUAUGUUAGCAGUGGAUUGGCAUUAAAAUAACUUUUAUAAUUUGACUUGAAUUUUUUAGCAUCCUUUUAAUAUUAGACUUAGCCGUGAUUAUGCCUAUUAUGACAUAGCUGACGACUGCGGUGGCCCAUCGGAUAUUGAAUCUUAUGCGUUGGCAAUAAAGUUCAAAAGCCAUACAACAUAACUUUUGAAACUUGUUAAAACAUGUUCUUUAUUGUUUUUUUGUACUGCUGAUGUAAUGCUAACGUGUAUUGGAUCUAUGGUAUUAAGAGCAGGGGUAACACCCCGACGUACGAACCAUGUCGGGGUUGUAUAUGAACCGAUUUAUAUAAACAUCAUUACCAUUACAUAUAUUUAUCUUUAAAGAUAAAAAUUUAAUUAUUAUUGUCCAGUCUUUCAUAUUUUGAAUUCGUGUAUAACUUUUUGCAUGUAGAUGAAAUCAAUUUUAUUAAAAAAAAUAAAAAAAAUAAGUAACGUUAACAGUAUUCCUUGGCUUGUAGCUCUAUUUUCUUAAUAAUUAAAACUGAAAUGAAUUGUUUUUUUUUAUAAUAUUCAAACAAAUUAUCCUGAAAUCAACUAACUUCUAGGCAUGCUAAAAAUACCGGAUCAUCAAAAUUUUUUUCUAAAUAUAUUAUUGAUGUGCGUAAGUCGGUUCGUUUGCAAUUACGGGUGUGAAUGUUCGCUAAAAGCCAACGCCUGUGAGCGUUAUGGGCGACGAAAUCGCUGCGAAUUGCGUUUUUGUCGCAAUCGAGUUGUGUUCGAGUCGCUUUCGAGUUAAGUUCGAGUUUUGAUGAAAUGCGCGCGAGUUCGCCGCCCAUGGUUGCGCUCUGUAAAGAUGAUUCUACAAUAUUGUUCUUAUAUUGUAUUGUUUUCUUUUUUUAAUAAUAUAUUGUGUUUAAACUCG
This is a messenger RNA of Amyelois transitella, 5873 nucleotides long. It is a transcript of the gene RanBPM, whose product is annotated as ran-binding protein 10. Gene Ontology annotation, cellular component: cytoplasm. The record is from RefSeq and is a predicted model, not a curated record. NCBI's taxonomy places the organism in Eukaryota, Metazoa, Arthropoda, Insecta, Lepidoptera, Pyralidae. The transcript is spliced from 13 exons. Gene Ontology annotation, biological process: cytoskeleton organization; cell surface receptor signaling pathway. Bases 55 to 1794 code for a protein of 579 amino acids. Gene Ontology annotation, molecular function: protein binding.